Wasmannia auropunctata (little fire ant) is the source of this 7001-nucleotide messenger RNA. RefSeq names its product protein groucho-like (gene gro). Gene Ontology annotation, biological process: regulation of DNA-templated transcription; negative regulation of canonical Wnt signaling pathway. The record is from RefSeq and is a predicted model, not a curated record. Gene Ontology annotation, cellular component: transcription regulator complex; nucleus. Lineage: Eukaryota; Metazoa; Arthropoda; Insecta; Hymenoptera; Formicidae. Gene Ontology annotation, molecular function: protein binding; transcription corepressor activity.
GAGCGUCGUACGUUGCGCGGUUCGGUCGCGACGUUCGCCCGCCUCCGGUGUUCGACUCCGGUCGCGGCCUGCCAUACAUACAGAUAUAUAUGUAUAUAUAUAUAUGUAUGUACACACACACGUUUGACGUUUGAACCUGUGUUUGACUUCGUGCACGCGUCUUCCUACGAAAGUGUCAGUGCGAGACGGAGCGCGAGCGAGCGGGUGGGAGAAAGAGGAGAGAGAAGAGAGAGAGAGAGAGAGAGAAGAGAGAACGAGAACGAGAGAGAGAGAGAGAGAGAGUAGAGGAAAAAGAGAGAUGCGGGAGGCGAGUGUGCGGCAGGAAACGCGAGUGCUUUUUCGCCGCAGUGCCAAGACGGAUUAAGGACGGAGGAGGAGGCGCGACCGUCGGGAAAUCGGGAUCUCGGGAGAGAUCUCCGACGAUCGUUCCGCGCGCAGUUCGAUCCCGCCGAGAAUCGCCGACCUUCGAUGGAUUCUACGAGGAACGGAGGCACUCCACGACGUGUGAAGCUUUAACGACGCUUGGGGGAAAAAAAAAUUACGAAGAAAAGUGUUCGUCGAACUUAAACGAGAUUCGCGAAGUUUUCCGUUGCCAUUUCGCGGGCGUCUAUUAAUAAAUGAGAGAAGUGUUGUCUCGGUCCCGCGAUAAAGUAACCGCGAUGAAUCGCGCUGUGCCGAUGUGAACAGUGUUCACGGGGAGAGAAGAUCGAUCUUGAGAAAACUGUCGUCAAAUGGAGCCUCUACCGAAUCGCGCGGACGCGUUCGAGCCCACGAAAUGGUGAAAUGAUCGUGUACAUAGUGUAUCGUGGACGCUGCAGCGAUUUCUAAGAAGCAACUGCCGACGACUAAGAUGUACCCCGCGCCGGCGAGACAUCCCGCCGCUCCCGGUGGCGGCGGUAGCGGCGGGGCUGCUGGCGGGCUGAAAUUCACGGUGGCGGACACUUGCGAGAGGAUCAAAGAGGAAUUCAAUUUCAUCCAGCAGCAGUACCACUCACUGAAGCUCGAGUGCGAGAAGUUAGCGAGCGAGAAGACCGAGAUGCAGAGGCACUACGUUAUGUAUUACGAGAUGUCGUACGGCCUCAACGUUGAAAUGCACAAACAGACGGAAAUCGCUAAGAGGUUGAACGCGAUAAUCGGGCAAGUGCUUCCGUUCCUGGCGCAAGAGCAUGGCUUGCAGCAUCAGCAGCAGGUGGCCAACGCCGUGGAGAGGGCUAAGCAAGUCACCAUGUCCGAACUGAACGCCAUUAUCGGGCAGCAACAGCAGCAAGGUCUCCAGCAGCUACUGCAACAGAUCCACGCGCAGCAACUGCCCCACGGCGCGGUGGUCGGCGGUCUUCCGCCGGGCGGUCUGCUGGGCUUCGCAGGUGCGGCCGCGGCGGCCGCAGCCGCGGGUGUGCCGCCGCACUUGGCGCCGCCGCCGCAUCCCGCGGCCGCGGCUGCGGUCCAGGCACAGGCGCAGGCGCUGCUGAAGCCCGCCGAUCUACAGCAGCAUCGCGCGGCCGCGGAGACGCCCGAGGAUCGUAAGCCGAUCGCCCUGCCGGACGAGAGGCUCGGCCACCGCUCGGUCUCGCCGCCUGAGAAAUUUCGCAGCCGCACGCCCGACCUCGAGAGCGACUCCAAGAGGCGGAAGGAGGAGAAGCUAGGACACGAGAGCGACGCUGAGAAGAGCGAUCAGGACCUGGUCGUCGACGUGGCGAACGAGGAGGCGUCGUCGCCGCACGCGAACGGGGAGCACUCGGACCCACGUGAAAACGGCACCCUGGAGAAGCUGGGCGCACCGGGCCACGUUGGCGGACCGGUAUCCGGCGCGGGCUCGGCAUCCGUAAAGGACAGGCCGCCGUCGCGCAGCGGCAGCUCCUCCGCCCGUAGUACACCGUCUCUGAAAAGUAAAGAUGUCGACAAGCCGGGUACACCUGUGGCGGCGGCGAAGGGCUCGCGCAGUUGUACGCCAACUAUGGGCUGCAUCCCUGGGUCCUUGGCGCGGGUCUAUCAUCCGCCAUCGUCGCAGCAAACGCCACCGCAGGGUUAUCAGGGCUUGCCAUCCCGCGGCAAUGAGCCGCCGCAGUCGCCCUCGCCAUACAGCAACUUGCCAUACGCGCGGCCCUCCAUGAUCGGUUUCGACGGUCACAUGAGGAUACCCGCGAGUAACGGACUGAACAACAUCGCAGGUGGCAAACCGGCGUACUCCUACCAUAUGAACGGCGAGGGCCAACUGCAGCCCGUACCAUUCCCCACGGACGCUCUGGUAGGACCGGGCAUCCCCCGUCACGCACGUCAGAUUAACACCCUGACACACGGCGAGGUGGUCUGCGCCGUCACGAUCUCGAAUCCGACCAAGUACGUCUACACCGGCGGCAAGGGUUGCGUCAAGGUCUGGGACAUCGGCCAAAGUGUCGGCAGCGCCAGCGUGAAACCAGUUUCGCAGCUGGACUGUUUGCAGCGUGACAAUUACAUCAGGUCCGUGAAACUUCUGCCUGACGGGAGGACCCUGAUCGUCGGCGGAGAGGCCAGCCAGCUGAGCAUCUGGGACCUGGCGAGUCCCACGCCCAGAAUUAAGGCGGAACUGACCUCGUCGGCGCCCGCGUGCUACGCCCUGGCGAUCUCGCCGGACUCGAAGGUCUGCUUCAGCUGCUGCAGCGACGGCAACAUCGCCGUGUGGGACCUGCAGAAUCAGACGUUGGUCAGGCAGUUCCAGGGUCACACGGACGGCGCGUCCUGCAUCGACAUCUCCGCCGACGGGUCGAAACUGUGGACCGGCGGCCUCGACAACACCGUGCGGUCCUGGGACCUUCGCGAGGGCAGGCAGCUGCAGCAGCACGACUUCACCUCGCAGAUAUUCUCCCUCGGUUACUGCCCCACCGGCGAGUGGCUGGCCGUCGGGAUGGAAAACUCGAACGUCGAGGUGCUCCACGCCACCAAGUCCGAUAAGUACCAGCUGCAUCUGCACGACUCCUGCGUGCUCUCGCUGCGUUUCGCCUCCUGCGGCAAGUGGUUCGUCUCGACCGGCAAGGACAAUCUGCUGAACGCGUGGCGUACGCCGUACGGUGCUUCAAUAUUUCAGUCCAAGGAAUCGUCGUCGGUGCUGAGCUGCGACAUUUCCGCGGACGACAAGUACAUUGUGACCGGAUCCGGCGACAAGAAGGCCACUGUAUACGAAGUGAUUUACUAGAAGCCUAUUUCUAAUAUAAAGAAAGAGACUUGCCUUUCAUCCUUUAAUAACGUUAAAAAUCCACGAACUUCGUCAAUGUGUUGUCCCACCCUUUCGCGAGGAAGGAAGGACGCGAAGAGGGAGCCCGCAAGAGAGGGGGGAAAUUCUCUCCGCGGCGGCCUUAGAGCCCGUGUGACUGAUGAAUGUGUACAUAUACGCAUACGCGAAUCUAUAUUGUAACGGAAAUUAACAAAUAGAGGAAUGAAAAAUCGAUGUGUGUGUGUGUGUGUGUGUGCGUGCGUGUACGUGCGUGUGUGUGUGCGUGCGCGCGUGUUUAUGAAUGAGCGGGAGAUCAGCGAUGUAUAUUAAUUUCGCACGUGCGCGUCCCGAUUUCGCGAGCGCGCGCGCGCGCGCGCGCGUUCCGAUUCUCCGCCGAUUACGCGCGGUACGCGUACGGGCGUAAUACCUGUGCGCGCGGACGGGACCUUCUAUUUGUCGCGUGUAUACAACGAGCGGUACCGCGUUGGACGAUGGAACGACGCUUCCAUCCAACCGAAGCGGUUCGCAUACGCACUAAAGUAAACGAGAAGAGCCUUCGCAAACGGUGUGAUGUUAGAUAUACAGGAUGAUUCUUGAUUGCGCGCCGGUACCGUCGGGAAACGGGUUUAAAAAAAAGUUGUCCGCAGCACAAGGGAAGGGAAACGCCGAACGGACGCGUAAGUUUAACUUUUAUCUCCUGAGUUGUAAUACAUUUUUGAAAGAUUAUAUCGCAAGCGCUUACUCCCUGUGAUACACGCUACGUUCUAACGCGACUCGAUGCUUGCUGCGUAUUACGAUUUUGUGCUACGUGUUACGGUUUUGAGAAAAUAUCGCAGCGUGUGGACCGCGACGAAAGAUCGGGCACUUCGAGCGCUUUCUCUAACUCGUACGUCUUUUGAAGCCUAAAUCUCGUAAAGUAUCAACGAACAAUUAAGAUUCAUCUUAUAUAUGAUCUUGUAGUUACGUAGGAUUAUAAACGCGCCUAAAGUGGACGGCCAAUGAAGACGGCAUCAAGAUUAGCCUGGCCUACUUAUCGAAAAAUCGCAUUACGCUUUUUAGUAAACGGAUAUGUGAUCAGACAUCAUUUUACGAUACCAUUUCUGCAACCGCUGUAUCUUCAAACGAGAAUCACAUUUCCUUCCUAUUACCCUCUUCUGAAUAUUGUAAAGGUAACGGAGAAGUCUAAGAGAUAUUUAAGUGGCAUUUAAAAAAUGUAGGACAUGUUCUAUGCGUUUUACGAUGUUUUUUUUUUUUCUUAGAAGCUUGAUUGGCGCAGAUUUUUAUUAUUGAGAUAUACGUCAUUAACGUAAAAUUGACUCGCUAUGAAUAAUCGCGCAGAUCGUUAUAUUCUCGGUUCGGUUCGAUAAUUCUCUAAUUUCGACAAAAAGAAAAAUCGUGCUGUAUCGAGUAGUAAUUUACCGAGCAAGACGAAGACGGGCACGUCGCGGGCCUCGAGUCGUCUCCUGAUCCUGUCGGUGUCAGUAUCAGUGUCACGAUGCGCCUGUCGCUGUUUGAGACAGCUCUCGCGGCACAGAAACUAGUUUAUGAACGAAUACCAUUUUUGCAUUCGUAAAUAUAGUGCGAUACCUACUGUGUAAUAAUCGAAUUUCUACGUGAUAAUAGCGCGUAUGCGUGACGACGAAUGGCAAAAUGCGAAUCCCUGUACAGAAUCCUUGUACAUAUUCGACGAUUGUGAUUAACGAUUAUAAUACGAGACGCACGGUGUACAUCGUCGCUGUACGUCGGCGUUGCGCACCCGGACUCUUUAAAUAUACCUAUGUAAAGUACAAUCCCACGCCCCCAUCCCCCCUUCACCCCCGUGCACAAUCGAAACAAAACUAUUUCUCUACUUUUAAUUAGACGACACUCGACACGCGGAGAUCAAUAGAAGCGGUCAGCUUUGUCGCGACGUUUGUAAUAUUAGUUAAAUAUAUCGACUAAUUAUUAAUUUAAUAAAAUAAAUGAAUCGACGUUGCGCAGAAUUGAGGUCUUUAUGUUGAAAGAAAAAGAGAAACUGAUUGAUCUACGAUAAUUAAUUAAGGCGCUUAGUCCGAUUGUAAAAUAUAAUAAAAAGCAAUUUCGUAAAAUUUCUGCCUUCGAUUGAUCUCUCGUCCGAAAAAUUAGCCGAAUGGAAUUCUCGACAAGCAGACGAGCGCGAAUUGCCAUGCAAUCGCCGAAAUGAGUGAAAUUAUACGGUUCUCUAUUGUGUUCUUGACGUAUAUAUAUAUAUAUGUAUUAAAACCGAGUGACACUUUGAGAAGAAACAGAUGGUUACUUUGAAUUUAAGCUUAGUCGCGACGAAAAUGGUGUUCUCGCGAUUCUCGUCUAGCUGGCGAACACGACGAACUGAAAGGUUUUUUGAUUGAAUGCAUUAUAUGUAGGGAAAGAUAUGUCAUGUAAUUAAUGAUGACGUAUCCGCAAAUUUCUUGAAGGAAAAUAAAUAAGGAUCCAUUCCACUUUUCCCUGUUGCAUUUUUAGCAAUAAUAAUAUGUGACAAAUUUUAAUACUAUGAUUUUCUUUAUUGUCUCGCAAUCAAGUUGGACUUUCCCAAUUUUCUCUUUCAACCCCUCUCUCUCUCUCUCUUUCUCUCUCUCUGAUAAAGGAAAAUAAAAUCGUUCUUCGUAACGGGUUUCUUACGCGCUUUCUUGGAACGUACCAUCGGAUUUCGAAUCGACGAAUCCGAUCACUCGUGUACUCUGCGCGAUAGAAUAUAAACAGCGAUUACACCCAUCGAUUUAGGGGUCAUCACGAGUGAAAUAUUGUUCAUUGGUAAACCUAACGCCACGUUUGAUAAAGUAAGUGUCAUAAUACGCGAAGUAGCAGUGCGAUUAUAGUUAACGUAAAAACGGGACAUACAGAGAAAGUACUUAUACACGUGCACUACCGUCAAAACUUGUAGUGAGACAAUUUAUUGUUGAUCGAUGCAAAAAAAAAAGCAAUUUCGAAGGAAGGAGACUCGAGAGAAGGAGAAAGUAAGUACAAGAUAUCACAAGUUUGCUUCCGAUAAUUUUCGAUGUAUUUACAUUUUACGUGUAAUCCGUGUGUACAAGAUCGUUAAAAACAUUAAAUGUUUAUACUCGCGUUAUGAUAAUCUAUCCAUGUAUUUACAUGUUCUUCCGUGUGUACAAGAUCGUUAAAAACAUUAAUGUUUACAGGCUUGCUUUCCUCUUCUUUUUUUUCACCUUUUCUCUUUCUCGCAGAAACUGCAUCGCAUGCCCCGUAUUCCGCGCUCUCUCUCUCUUUCCUUUCGUCGGAUUACUCGUCUUUCUUUCUUAAAUAUUUCUCUGUCGUAUCGCCGUUGCUUAUGUACAAAUAGAAAAAUUCUAGUAACGUCAUCGUUAUGUGCCAGAGAUCAUACGCAUCCAUCCUUCACACAAAUCGUUCGUGUGAACAUUUGGGCACGCUCUGGGUUUUUCGUUUUUUUAUUUUAUUUUUAUUUGUUAUUAAUCCGAAUCAGCGACACGAUUUCGCACUUAUACUUUCGAGAUAAAAUCAAGAUCGAGAGUGGAGGCGUAGGGAAUCUAAAAAUUAUAUAUAUAUAUAUAUAUAUUAUAUAUAUAACGUGACGUUUUGCAAAUUCUCUUAUCGCACCAUGUAUAAUGUCUCAUACAUGCAUACAUACACAUAUUCUCAUCACAUUUUAUGUGUGUGCAUAUAUACAUGUAUAUACACACACACAAUCAGAAGAUACAUAAUACAAUCGACUUUUGGAUUAAACGAUUUUACAGGAAAUGUACAUUAUAUAGUAAGUAAAUGGUGAUACUCUCUCCGCACUUUGUUUUCGAGACUUAGGUUUACACUUUACAACCGACGC